Messenger RNA from Drosophila mojavensis, 5253 nucleotides. It is a transcript of the gene ago, whose product is annotated as F-box/WD repeat-containing protein 7. Gene Ontology annotation, molecular function: ubiquitin binding. Bases 426 to 4520 code for a protein of 1364 amino acids. NCBI's taxonomy places the organism in Eukaryota, Metazoa, Arthropoda, Insecta, Diptera, Drosophilidae. The record is from RefSeq and is a predicted model, not a curated record. Gene Ontology annotation, cellular component: cytoplasm; nucleus. The transcript has 8 exons. Gene Ontology annotation, biological process: ubiquitin recycling; proteasome-mediated ubiquitin-dependent protein catabolic process.
AUACAGUGGCAGCGCAGCUCAAGUCAUUUAGUUAUUUUUCUGUCUGAAUUUAAGAAUUUUUGUUUUUGUUUGUCAGAAUAAUACUAAUACGGUUAACCAUAAUAGUAAUACUGUAUGCUAAUGAUAGCACAGUAGAAAAAACGGCAGAAAAACGUACGUGGUAAAUUAAAUUAAACGUGUGUGCUCGGUGGCAAAUGCUUCUUGUGGAUGGGCAAGUGUGUGUGUGUGCGUGAACUAAACGCAAAAAGUGUAAAACGGAUGAAAUAGUUAAACAAUUAAGCUCAACUGCAAUUGGAAACCUCAUGUGUGCAUCAUCUAUAUGAAUUGUAUUGUUCAAAGUGCAGAAUAGCGCUAUCUAGGGCCUUUUGCAGGCGAGCAAAGCUGCAGAGCACGAAGAGAGAUUGACUUUACCUGCACGUUGUAUUAUGGAAAAAGGAUGUUCAGCUGCUAGCAGUAAUUGUUCAGGUGCCGAGGACGACGCUCAGCAGGAGCAGAGCCGCCGAAGCAGUAGCAGCAGCAGUUGCAAUAGCAGCUACAGCAUCGAUUUAAAACCACCAACACCUCAAGCAUCACAGCCAAAGGCGAGCACUAGCCAAGGGGUAGACGGAACAGUAACUGAAUCUAUGUCCAACCUGAGGGAGCCGGACGUGGAGGACUGUGUCUCUUCGAAUUCGCAACAUGGCUUUGCCGUCGUGCUCGAUGAUGAGUCCAGUACCGAGACCACCGGCGUGCUGGAAACAUACGAGAUAAGCUCUUCCAAUUCACUGCCCAAUAGCACGGGAGCCGGUGCCGGCGCUGAGACAAUGGGCGUCGUUGUUGUUGUGCCCGUAGACGAUAGCUCCUCGACAGAUACGCUCAAUGGCAAUGAGAACGAGCGCAUGAGCCGUGACGCUCCAUCCGAGGAGGAAGAGGAGGAGGAGCACAACAGCCCGAUAAAUAAUGUUUUCUUUAAUGUUAACGACGAGCCGCCCAUUGUAUGCCUUAUAAACGAUGACGACGAUUUCGACGAGGAGGAAAUCGUCGAUGAGGAUGAAGAUGAUGAUGAGGAUGAGGAUGCUGCGGGGCGCUCCUGCCCCAAUACAUCACAAGUGGAUGGUACUGCUGCUGCCACUGCUGCUGAUGGCAUCAUCACGACAGCCGACGGUUCGAAAAUAUUUCUGGAAACACCUGUCGUCGAGGAGCCACAGCAAUCACAUACUCAUGUCGGCGGUGCCACAGUUGGCGGCAGUGCUGCGCAGUCGGAGCUGCUGGCGGGCAAACCGAAGCGGCUUAGCGAUGAAUUCGAGGCGGAAGAGCAGCAGCAACAGCUGCAGGGCAAUGCACCAAGAGGAGGAGUUAAGUCUGAGCCAGGGCAGGGGCAGGGACAGGCAGUCGAUGUAGCAACUAGUUCGUUGCACGAUCGUCAAAUGUCCGUGCGGCUUAAGCAGAUGAGCCUCACGGCCAGCGCCGAGGCGUCAGCUGCCAAUGCAGCAGCAGCAACAAACAGCACCAACAACAGCAACAGCCCGACCAAGGCGGAUAUUGAGUCCAUGGAUCGCAUUGAACGUCGCGACUUUGAGACCGAGCAGCGUCUGACCGGCGGCAUCAUACUCGGCACCAAUUCGCUGGUCACCAAAAAUCGCCUCAAUCUAAGUCUGAUCAAUCGCGCAGCAGCAGCAGUGGGCGCUGGCGGCGGGGCUGGAGUGGCUGGCGAUGAUUGGCCCAGCAGUAGCCAGGCACGCGCCUUCUCCUCAGAUAGCAAGUGCACCUACAAGGAUCUAUCGACGACGCCCACGAGCAGUCGCAAGUAUACAAACAGCCGACUGAGCAAGUCCACUGCCAAACUCAAUCUGGGCUCAACGCUGGCCAAUGCCAACAGCAAUGCCUGUCCACAGCACAGUUCCAGCUCCAUCUCCAGCUGCAGCUCCAGCAGCAGCAACAGCACCAACAGCAACAAUUCCAAGCUGCCCAUUGUGGUCAUUGUGAAGCCCAACGGGAGCAGCAACGCUUCCACUUCCACAAGCUACAACCGCACAGACGUCUACACGAACACCAAUUCGAACGACGUCAAUCUGUCCGCGAGCUGCCAGCAUACGGACAAAGAUGUGGCCAUCCCUUCGUUCAGCUCUGUGGGCUCCCAGACAAGCAGCCAGGAUACCAGCGGCUGCAGUCGUACCAGCGUCUUGCCUUGUGGCAGCAGCAAUGCCGGCUUUCUGGACGUGGAUGCACAGCCCUCGACGUCAGCCACUUCGACUGCGACUUCGACUUCAGCUCGCUGUCAUUAUGCAGCGGCAGCCACAGCGAAGGUGCCCACAAGGCAGGUGAAUGCCAGUGCCCAGACCCAGGAGCGUUUUCUUGCACGCAGUGGCCUGGCAGCUGGUGCAGCUGCGAAUGUCAACGGCAAUCGCAGUCGCCGUCGUGUGGAGGCACGCAACUCCAAUGAUGGCAUUGUGCUUGACAUUGUUGUUGAGGAGAAUUCAGGCAAUGCUGAUGGUGGCGCUGGUGUAGGUGGCGGAAGCGGCGGAGUUGUUGAACCUGGAGAUUUUAAUGCCGAAGAGCCAUGGGGCAAUUGCGACGAGGAGAACAAUUGUUCGGACCUGGAAGAGAUAUGCACUUGCCAGAACAGCAUAUUGGCCAGCAGUCGCAGCGGCAGCAAUGCCAGCCUGAGCGAAACACUCGACAUGGAUGCCAUGGAUAGCUAUCAUGAGGAAGCCAUUGCCAUGCCGCCAAUAGAGCAGCAGCAGCAACAGCAGCAGCGCAAGCGUAAAUACAACGAGAGUCGUCUGCUGGAUGGUGACUACUCGAUGAGCAUAACGGGCAGUGGCGGCGCUGGUAGUGGUGCGGGCGCCGGUGGCGGUGCGGGCGGUGGUGGGAGCAAUUCGGGAUCUGGCGAUAACAGCCGUAAGCGCAUUGCUUAUGAUUUUGCCUCUACACCACGCUCCUCAACGCAGCCCCUAGGCAACGCUGCCAUGAUGACGCUAACGAUGACGCCAACCGGCAUUUCCGCCACGUCACUCGGCGGUUGCUCACCCGCUUUGGGUAGGCGUACGCCGCGGGCUCUGAUGCCCACGCGCGAUAACCCGCCACCCGAGCUGCAGCACUGGUUGGCACAAUUUCAGCGCUGGUCCCAUGCCGAACGUCUGCUGGCCUUGGAUCGUCUGAUCGACCACUGCGAUCCCUCACAGGUGCGGCACAUGAUGAAGGUGAUCGAGCCACAAUUCCAGCGUGACUUCAUCUCGUUGCUGCCACGGGAACUGGCGCUGUUUGUGCUCUCAUAUCUGGAGCCGAAGGAUUUGUUGCGCGCCGCACAAACUUGCCGCAGUUGGCGUUUCCUCUGCGACGACAAUCUGCUGUGGAAGGAGAAGUGCCGGAAGGCACAGAUCCUCACCGAGACACGCAGCGAUCGUCCCAAACGAGGACGAGAUGGCAACAUGCCACCAAUCGCAUCGCCAUGGAAGGCGGCGUACAUGCGACAGCACAUCAUCGAGAUGAAUUGGCGCUCGCGGCCAGUGCGCAAGCCGAAAGUGCUCAAGGGUCAUGACGAUCAUGUGAUCACAUGCCUUCAGUUCUCCGGCAAUCGCAUUGUAUCCGGCUCCGAUGACAAUACGCUUAAGGUCUGGUCGGCAGUCAGCGGCAAGUGUCUGCGCACCUUGGUGGGGCAUACUGGCGGCGUUUGGUCCUCGCAAAUGUCUGGCAAUAUCAUCAUAUCGGGCAGCACGGAUCGCACGCUCAAGGUGUGGGACAUGGAGAGCGGCAGCUGUGUGCACACGCUCCAGGGACACACCUCAACGGUGCGCUGCAUGCAUUUGCAUGGCAAUAAGGUGGUCAGCGGCUCACGAGAUGCAACGCUGCGUGUGUGGGACAUUGAGUUGGGCACGUGUCUGCAUGUGCUGGUUGGCCACUUGGCUGCGGUACGGUGUGUGCAAUAUGAUGGCAAGCUGAUUGUGUCGGGCGCCUACGACUAUAUGGUCAAGAUCUGGCACCCAGAGCGACAGGAGUGCCUGCACACGCUGCAGGGUCACACCAAUCGUGUCUACUCCUUGCAGUUUGAUGGUCUUCAUGUCGUCUCUGGGUCACUGGAUACCUCGAUACGUGUAUGGGACGUGGAGACUGGCAAUUGCAAGCACACUCUAAUGGGCCAUCAGAGUCUCACCUCCGGCAUGGAGCUGCGACAAAAUAUACUCGUCUCUGGCAAUGCCGAUUCCACGGUCAAGGUGUGGGACAUUACAACAGGACAAUGCCUGCAAACGCUAUCGGGCCCCAAUAAGCAUCAGUCAGCGGUCACUUGCCUGCAGUUCAAUUCACGCUUUGUGGUCACCAGCUCCGAUGAUGGCACCGUCAAGCUGUGGGAUGUCAAAACGGGCGAUUUUAUACGCAAUUUGGUUGCUUUGGAUUCGGGCGGCUCCGGUGGAGUGGUCUGGCGCAUCAGGGCGAACGAUACAAAGUUGAUUUGUGCCGUGGGUUCACGCAAUGGUACGGAGGAGACAAAGCUAAUGGUACUGGACUUUGAUGUGGAGGGCGCUUGUGUCAAGUGUUCAUAGGAACAGUUCCAGUUCCAGUUCCAGCUCGAGUUCAGUUCAGUUCAAUUUGCAAACUGUGUGUGCAAAAUAAGGCGCACUCUACUCUAUGUUAUGAUAAACGCGAGAGCCGCUAUAAUGCUUUAGCUCGUUAUGGGAGCGAGCCAGCCGGAGGCGAUAUCACACACACACAUACACACACCCAAACUCAACUAACACAGACACACACCACCAACACACACUUAUACAGAUGACUCGUCUAUCUGUCAUGCAUAAUCGAAACGUUAUCGUCGCUUGCCUUGCCAACAAAUGCAGCUGCUCACACACACAUAUAUAUAUAUAUAUACAUAUACACAUGCCUACACACGUUCACAUACAAAACACACACACACACAUUUGGGAGUUGUGAGUACGAGUGUAAAGACGUUUUCAAUGUUAUCAUUUGUUUCAAAUGCGUUGCUUUUAUAUAGCCAAAAUUUGUUUUCCACAAAAAUAGAAUAAUUUUUGCUUCUUAGUUCUUAUUGAUUAUGAAUUACGUACAUAAAAACAAAAACAAAAAAACGAUCAUAUAUAUAUAUAUAAAUAUAUUAUAUAUCUCAUAGCAAGUCGAAUGUUUACAAACAUACUACUAUAUACGUAUUAUGCAUAUACCUACAUACAUCAUUUUGUUCCGUAUCGAAUGAACCGAAAAGAAAAGUUUUAUGAAAAAACAGCUUUAUAUUAAUUAAAAUUGUAAAUUGUUUAAUUGAUUGAUUAA